Leptonychotes weddellii (Weddell seal) is the source of this 2496-nucleotide messenger RNA. The record is from RefSeq and is a predicted model, not a curated record. NCBI's taxonomy places the organism in Eukaryota, Metazoa, Chordata, Mammalia, Carnivora, Phocidae.
AUCCUGGAGUAAAAAUCUAUGGCUGUGCAUUACCCCCUGGAGGCUCUGAAGGAUCUGAGGAGGAAGAUGAUGACUAUGUGCCUGAAAAUGUGACCUUUGCCCCCAAAGACGUCACACCUGUGGAUUUCACACCUAAAGAUAAUGUGCAUGGACUGGCUUACAAGGGCCUGGAUCCCCACCAAGCAUUGUUUGGAACUUCGGGAGAACAUUUUAAUCUUUUCGGGGGGGGACCCCAGGGGACCAGCAGUCUUCUUGGAGAGGUUGGAGUAAAUAAAGGAAGAAAAUUGGGAAUCUCAGGCCAGGCUUUUGGUGUUGGUGCCCUGGAAGAGGAAGAUGAUGACAUCUAUGCCACGGAAACUUUAUCCAAAUAUGACACCAUUUUGAAGGAUGAGGAGCCUGGAGAUGGACUCUAUGGCUGGACAGCCCCCAGGCAAUAUAAAAGUCAGAAAGAAUCAGAGAAAGAUCUUCGAUACAUUGGCAAAAUUUUGGAUGGAUUUUCCUUGGCUUCUAAACCUUUAUCUUCUAAGAAAACUUACCCACCACCUGAAUUGCCAAGAGACUAUCGACCGGUGCAUUACUUCAGACCUGUGGUAGCUGCAACCUCAGAGAACUCCCGCUUACUCCAGGUAUUGUCCGAGUCAGCUGGAAAGUCAGUGCCUGACCCAGGGACACACAGUAGACACCAACUGAAUGCCUCCAAACGGGGGGAGUUGCUGGGAGAAACACCUGUUCAAGGUUCGGCUACUUCAGUGUUAGAGUUUCUGUCCCAAAAAGAUAAAGAGAGGAUCAAAGAAAUGAAGCAGGCAACUGACCUGAAAGCAGCUCAACUCAAGGCCAGGAGUCUGGCCCAGAAUGCCUCCAGCAGCAGAGCCCAGCCCUCCUCCUCAGACGUCGGGCACUGCUCGUGGCGCGUGGCACUGAGUGGUGGGACAGCCCCCACGAGAGCCAGCAACUUCAAACCUUUUGCAAAAGAUCCAGAAAAGCAAAAACGAUAUGAAGAGUUUUUAGUAAAUAUGAAACGGGGUCAGAAAGAUGCCCUGGAACGUUGUCUGGACCCCAGCAUGACAGAGUGGGAGCGAGGCCGUGAGCGGGAUGAGUUUGCUCGGGCAGCUCUACUCUAUGUGUCUUCCCAUUCAACCUUGUCCUCCAGAUUCACACAUGCCAAGGAGGAGGACGAUUCAGAUCAGGUGGAAGUCCCUCGAGACCAAGAGAACGAUGUCAAUGACAAGCAGUCAGCUGUGAAGAUGAAGAUGUUCGGGAAGCUCACCCGAGACACAUUUGAGUGGCACCCUGACAAGCUUCUAUGUAAGAGGUUUAAUGUCCCUGACCCUUAUCCAGAUUCAACUUUGGUUGGCUUACCAAGAGUAAAACGUGACAAAUACUCAGUCUUCAACUUUCUGACGCUCCCAGAGACAGCAUCCUUGCCUCCAACUCAAGCAUCGAGUGAAAAAGUACCACAGCACCAAGGUCCCGACAAAUCAAGAAAGCCAUCCAGAUGGGAUACAUCUAAACAAGAAAAGAAAGAAGAUUCCAUUAGUGAAUUUUUAAGUUUGGCUAGAUCAAAAGUUGGUCCACCUAAACAAGAGUCCAGUCCAUUAGUAAUCAAAGAGGAAGAGCAUGUGACGGAAUCACUCUCAAAUAAGAAUAUAAGCAAAGGUGCAGAUUCACAGCCUGAAGGAGAAGGCAGCCGUCCAUCCAUGGACUUAUUUAAGGCCAUCUUUGCCAGCUCAUCUGAUGAGAAGUCCUCAUCCUCUGAGGAUGAGCAAGGUGACAGCGAGGAUGAUCAGGCAGGUCCUGGGGAGGCUGACUUCAAAAGCUCCCAAGAGACUGACUCGGUGGAAACCUCAUCUGUGGCACGCGCUAGCGAGCCGGCACCCCAGGAGCCCGCACCUUCCUUCCCGAUACAAAAGCUGCAGAUAGAUGAAAGAGAACCCUUCGGCCCACGGCUGCCUCCCGUCUUCUGCCCCAAUGUUCGUCAGACACUUGAGGCACCUCACAAAGAGAAACAUAAAAAAAACAAAGAAAAACACAAGACCAAGAAGGAGCACAGACGGAGGAAAGAGAAGAAAAAGAAGCACCGGAAGCACAAACACAAAGGCAAGCAAAAGAAUAAAAAAUCAGAGAAGAGUAGUAGUUCUGAGAAUACGGACAGCAGCGACAGCCAGAGUGAUGAAGAGGGGCCUGCAGACCUGUCACCCCAGGAACUGCUCAGAAGGCUGAAAAGUCUUCCGCUAAGGAGGCAGUAAUUGAAUUCUACCCUGGCCUGUCCCAGUCCCAGGUCUCCUCCAUGAUGGAAGCUCAUCGACUGCUCGCUUAAUACAUUGUACAGAUUGUAUUUAUAUGUAAAUUCAUGCUGUAAAAUAAUUUUUAAAACCUUGACAUUUCAAAGGCUGCCUUGGAAGGUUGCAGAAAUUGAUUUCUAUUUUUAACUUCAGUUAGUGUCAGAGGAAAUAAUUCAGACUGUACAGUUUAAUUAAAAUGGAAUUUUUCUAUUUU